AUGACCACUGUAUUUGCACUUUGUAUUCCAUUCAUUGACAUAUCUAUUAAAUUGCCUAAUUUGGUAAACCAAUUAGGACUGGCCCCAAAUGAAAUGACUCUCUAUCAUACACUAAGUAGUGAAGCACAGGCACAAUUACUAAUCUAUUUAAAUGACCAGGAGAAUACUACAGUCUCUUAUGGUGGAAUGCUUUACAACACUUGCAUGGAGAUAUCAAAAUCAACUGACGGUGUUAAUGCCGUAUUUAUUGGCCCAUUUUCAACCCAACCUAUCUCUAAUCAAGUCUUUUAUAAGGCCCUAGCCGGUCGGAUUGAUCGUUUAACUGUAAGAGCAACAACUCUAGAUACUGAACCUGGAAUUUGUUUUGUGAUUCCUAACGGUCAAAAUAGAGCUUUUGUGACUAAACCAAGUCCGUGCAUGAUAGUAGAUAAGCAGAUGACUGAAACGUUGUUUUUAAAUCUAGCUAGACAAGCUGAGCAAGAGAAAGCUUCUAUUGUGUAUAUAGCUGGGUAUACGGUUGAGUCAAGUGAAUCUUUACAGGAAGUAGUUCGGCGUAAAAAGACUGGAACACUUCCUGCUACUUUAUGUUUUAAUCUUUCUGAUCCUGGGGUGCUUAUUCGUUCUUAUCAGAAGGUUAAACCGUUUAUUAAGCAUAGUGAUUGGAUUAUUGGUAACAAAGAUGAAUUUACUGAAUUAUAUCAUCAAAUUACAGGUAUUUAUCCCAGUAGUACUAAGGAGUUGUAUGCUUGCAUUCAAAAGGAGACGCAAAAUGCAGUGAUUACUUGUGGUCCCCAUUCAGUAGCUGCUCUUUAUAAGUCUGAACAAGGUGAAUGUAUUAGUAUUGUUAAGCCUCCUAAAGUUAAUGCUAAGAAUACUACUGGGGCCGGAGAUGUUUUUGCUGCUGUUUUACUUAGUGGCAUUGCUCGGCACAGAGAUAUAGAAGAGAUUCUUCAUCAGGCGGUUGAGCGUACUACCGACUUUCUUAAAGGUAUUUAG
Molecule: messenger RNA, 996 nt
Organism: Nematocida homosporus
Lineage: Eukaryota; Fungi; Microsporidia
Exons: 1
Coding region: 1-996 (331 amino acids)
Biological process (GO): purine ribonucleoside salvage
Cellular component (GO): cytosol; nucleus
Molecular function (GO): adenosine kinase activity
Source: RefSeq, a predicted model, not a curated record